Molecule: messenger RNA, 8238 nt
Organism: Dromaius novaehollandiae (emu)
Lineage: Eukaryota; Metazoa; Chordata; Aves; Casuariiformes; Dromaiidae
Product: kinase non-catalytic C-lobe domain-containing protein 1-like
Exons: 30
Coding region: 74-5827 (1917 amino acids)
Biological process (GO): small GTPase-mediated signal transduction; regulation of dendrite morphogenesis
Cellular component (GO): neuronal cell body; guanyl-nucleotide exchange factor complex; dendrite
Molecular function (GO): guanyl-nucleotide exchange factor activity
Source: RefSeq, a predicted model, not a curated record
AUGAGCGGCGGCGCGGGCCGCGGGGGCGCAGCGCGGCUGCGGCGGUGAGGCCGCCGGUGCCUCCGCGGGCGGCAUGGAGGGUGUCGGCGCCGCCGAGGCCGGUUUCUACGCGGAGGAGGAGGCGGAGGAGGCGGUCAGCUGCUACGACUUCGAGCCGCUGCCCACCCUGCUGGAGGACGAGGAGAAUGUGUCCCUUGCUGAUAUUUUGUCACUGCGGGAUAGCUGUCUCACGGAGCAAGAUAUCUGGGCAAUUUGCCUGGAGUGCAGCCGCUCUCUGAAGAGCAUCGCCCAUUCUGCGAUCUUCCAGACACUCUGCAUCACUCCUGACACUUUGGCUUUUAACACCAAUGGCAAUGUAUGCUUCAUGGAACAGCUCAGUGAUGAUCCAGAGGGUGCCUUUGUACCACCAGAAUUCGAUAUCACUGGCAACACUUUUGAGGCACACGUCUAUUCUUUGGGUGCAACCUUGAAAGCAGCAAUUGAAUACGUAGUAGAACCUGAGACAGAAUCAGAGUUUGGACAAGAUCUGCACGCUCUCCUCGAACAAAUGCAAGAAGAGAAUCCUGAAGAUAGGCCUGAUAUUGAGAGCAUUUUGUCAUUAUGUGAAGAAAAACUGAAGAUUGCUUCACCAAGUAAUAUUUGUCGAAGUCUAUCUGCUGUUGGAAGAAGGGUUCUUUCAAUUGAAUCAUUUGGUGCUUCUCAAGAUGGCUGUGAUAACAUGUGGAAGGGAAGAGUGUGUCAAAGAAGUUUGGGAUCUAAAUUAUACUCAGAUGAGAAAAACAACAUAGCAGGUGAUUCCUCUGCAGUGGAAGAUGUGCCAGCUACCUGUCACAAGGACUCUUCAGCAGUUACUAUGGUGACUGGCAGAGAAAGUGGAUUAGCGGAAAUGCAAAUUGAUCUGGAUAAUGACAAAGCUCAACAUUCUCAACUUGCAACUCAAGUUAAAAAGAGCAAAGAGGAGGAUAAACAUGCAGUAUAUAAUGACAGUUUUGCUAGUGUUGCUUUGGAUAUAAAAUCAUGCGUUAUUGACAUGGAGAGAGUUGGCAUUUUUAAGAAAGGCUGUCUGAGAAAAAUUAAAACCUUUCCAAAGCUACCACUUGAAGCUUCAGAUACAAACCCCUUUUUUACAUCUGUAACCAACAGUGGACUGCUAGCUAGGAAAAAUCACUUGCUUACACAAGAACCACUACCUCUAGACAAUAAUAAUGAGGUUGCUUUUUCAAAGGGAAAUCUUAAUUCAUUUGCUAUUAGUAAUCCACCAAGAGUAGAACCAAAGAAUCACCAGGUUAAUGAUCUUCAUUUAGAAGCUCCUUGUGUGUGUACGCAGGUGUCUGGCAUGAACCUAGAAGAGCACAUGUCACUUAUUAAUGGUAAAAAUACAGGUUUUCUUUCAUCUGAUCACAAAGAAGACUGUUCUGAUGCUACCUCUGAAAUGCCAAAUAUGGCUGGUAUGCUAAAAAGCGCUAAUCAAUCAAUUGCUGGAACAAAAAUGCUAGACAAUUACAUGGCACUGGAAGACUGUACUGAAACUUCUCAUGGGCCAAAUGAAAAUUCUUUAAUACAUUUUAACAAGAUGGAUGCAGUGUUAACAACAAAACCCAGUGGGAACAGAUAUGGAUCAAACCUAAUUAGUUCUCCAGAAUUAAACAACGGUGUGAUGAGCGCAAACAAUAAUGAAGAUAAUCUUUGUGGAGGCAGAGGGUCAGAAAUCAAAAGUAAUGAGCAGUGGAUAUCUCUAAAACUCCUUUUGUCCUGGUAUGGUAAGCCUCUGAAAGACUAUGAACUGUGGGCAUUAUGUCAUGAAUGUUUAUGUACUCUGCAGACUUGCAUAGAUUAUCCAGUGUUCUUAUGUUUGGACUCUGUACAGAUUGACUGCCAUGGAAGUAUCCUCUUUGCUGCUCCAAAAGCUGAAGAAUCUUGUGAUGUAUUUUAUUUAGCUCCUGAAAUUGAAGAGGAGGAUGUCGUUACCGAGAAGGUCUGCAUUUAUGGUGUUGCUGCAGUUCUGUGGAUGGCAGCAAAAUACAGCUUCCCACCUGAUCACAAACUAGCAUUGCCAAGAAAGUUAAAAAGCCUUCUUCUGGAUAUGGCAAAAAAAAAUCCUGAAGAAAGACCUUCUCUAGCUGAUGCAAUUAAGACAUGCAGUUGUUAUUUACUUGAUCGAGGUAUAAACAGCAAAAAAAUUCUGGCAUUGUUGAGCAAAUCUGUCUUUAAGGCUUCCAAGGAAGAAGUAAUCUCUUCUCAAGAUCAUGUUCCUUUUGGACUUAAAAAUGAAAGACAUGAAAUGGACCCUUCAGAGUCAAGUCUAGGAUUUGUGCCUAUUACCAGUGAAAGUAAGCUUAUAGCAGUUAAAGGACCAGUACCAUGCCAGAUUUCUCUAAAUUGUGAGAAGACUACACUACCUGUUGCAUUCACCUCUCCUGCAACUCACUUUAAGCCUAUUAUUUUGCAACAAAAUGCAAAUAUAAUAAAAGAGGUUCACAAACCAACUUCUGUGCAAUGCAAGAAAGAGAUAAGAGAAGAAAAACACAUGGACCACAACAGAUCAGUAUUAUAUGAAGGAGACACAAAUGGUCAUGGUACCGAGGACCCAGCUGUUGUUGAAACUGCACCUGAAAUACCUGAGUGUCAUUUACAAAUGCCAGCCUACUCAUCCCAAAUAUCUUCAGAAGAGCAAAAGUCUGGCAACGUGGUUAUUUCUACGGUUACAUUACCAUCACGGUCUGAUUCCUCACAUCUUUUACAAGAAAAGAACAUUUUAUCUGAAGUUUCUUCAAGCUCCUUGGCUUUUCCUGCAUCUUCCAAUACUCUUCAUAUAAAUAACAUCAUUCUCAAACAGGACACAGAGAAAAGAGUUUUAACGUUUGUACCAGUACAUUUAGCUGUAUCAGAGCAAAUACCAAAUAAACCUCUUCGUUCAAGAAUUGCUUAUGACUGCUGUCAUAGUUUGCCAGUGCUACUUUCGAGUACUAUUGCAAGUUAUAAAAUGAGCACACAAACAGAAGACGAUGCCUCCCUUCGUGAAGUGCAAAACUGUGAAAUCACUAAUACACAGAACAAGUCUGAAAAAAGUAAGCAAAUUAAUAAAACCAACUGCCAAGAUCCUGAGUGUGCUACCAGUUUAGACAGUGUUUUCACUGAGCAAGGACAUGCACUGUGUACCUCAGUGAAUCAAAACACUUCCUAUCUCCUUGAUGUAGAAGCCUUGUCCCAGCAGAACAGAACAAGUGACACUUUAUUACAGAAAGUAGUUCAUCUUAUACAAGAGGAGUUUGCGUUUGAUGGCUAUCUUGAGAAUGGAGUUGAAGUUAUUAAUAUGGGUAACUUUAUUUUAACCUUAAAGGAAAUUAAGUUUGGUAUGUUCUCUGAUGCAAUUUGUGAGAAAUUUUGUGACCUGUACUGGGAUGAAAAAUUACUGGAGAAUCUCUACCAGGUUGUAAAUGGAGAAAGAGCUUCACAUUUAUGCAUAACUGAGGCAGGUGAUUCAAAAUGUGGCAGUGUAUUCCAGGAGCUGAAGCAAUCUGACAGCUUUUUGGCAAGCAGCAAUCAGAUGGAGGGAGAAGUGGAAGCAACCUUUGACAUGAAGGCUGAGCCUGUGAUGAAUACAUCACUAGACGAAAAGGACUUGGACGAGUCACCUGCAGAUAACUGUGAAAAAGAAUUCAGGCUGCAGAAUACUAUUCUUAUAGAAAAAGAGGGACAGUGUUUACAAAGCAAUGACUGUUGUGUUGGUACAGACUUUGCAGAAGAAAAUAUGGAGCCAGGGGAAGAGAGCAUGAUAAAGACAGCUGAAAACAGCUACCUUGCGUCUCCCAACCUACCUGACUUUCACAGCUGUAAUCCUGGUUGGAGCAGUGCAUUUUAUGGAGCUGACUGUUUUGGUUCCGAAGUUCAUAGUUACGUGAAAAACCUUGGAAAGCAGAAAUCAAGUGAGUCACAAAAUAUAGAUGCUAAGAAAGUGGAACUGGAACAAUUGCUAAUGAUAGAGACAAAAAAUUAUAGAAAGACCAUAAAGUUUUAUCAGAAGCUAUUGCAGAAAGAAAGAAGAAACAAAGGUUCUGAAAUCAAAUCGAUGUUGCCCAAACUGAAAGGACAGCUACAGGAAAUGAAAUCAAAGGUGCAGUUUCUUGAACUGGUGAAGAAGUAUGUGCAGAUCAUGUAUGCGGAGCAGUGGGGUGUGGAGUCCUGUGUGCUUCCCACAGUCGUUCACAACGGCAGAACUGACACGUUGGAUGUGGCACCUACCGAAGAGCCAUCGUUGCUUGUUUACUAUAAUACAGUGAAACACCAAUGCAAUAAUGAAAAUGGAAUAAGAGAUUUGCAGGCUGGAACACCACUUGGUUUAAUGGCUUAUUUAUAUUCUAGAAAUGCAUUUUUGGAAGGUUACGUACAGCAGUUUCUCUACACUUUUCGUUAUUUCUGCACACAAGAAGAGUUUUUGCAGUUUCUUCUUGAAAGAAUCAGCAGCACUUUAUCCAGUGCAAGUCUGGACCCUUCCACAUCAUUUACCAAAAUAUGUAACCGCAGUUUCUACAUCCUGCAGGCUUGGAUUGAAGACUGCUACAGUGUAGACUUUGCAACAAAUACUGAUCUUUUGUAUACUCUGAAAGAGUUUAUUUCUUCCAAGGUUGCUCCAUUAAAUGGCUAUGGUGAGCGCUUGUUGUCAUUGCUUGAGGAUUCUUCUGCCAGGAAAAGUGGCAGUGCUUAUCAUUGCUCCAGCAUGGACAAAUGUGAAGAGGAGGGUGAGGAGGACAGAAAAGCAUUACAUUCGUUGUGUAAAAAGCUCUCAGAAGAUGUUUCCAGGAAGAACUUCAACUGGAAGCUUUCCAAAGGUAUGGGACCAAUUGCCCAUCAUCAGAGACAGCGACUGUACACUAUUUCAUCCGUUUUGCCAAAGCCAUGCUAUCACAAUUUUACAGAAGAAUUCCCAGUUUCCUUUGCUAAAGCAGAUGAAGUGGAACCAUAUCUCUUAACAGAAUACAGUGUGCAACAGCUUUGUUGUCAGCUGACAUUGCUACAACAGGAAAUAUUUCAUAAAUGCCAUCCAGUACACUUUCUAAAUUCAAGAGCACUUGGUGUUAAAGACAAAUGUGUGGCUUCCCAAAAAGCUGUUUCGACUGAGGCAGUUUCACUUAAAGUCUGUAAUUUGUUUCUGUCAAAGUGUGUACAAGACCAGUAUCUUCUACAGUUAUUAAGAAAUGCAGACAGUAUCAGUACCUGGGUUGCUGCUGAAAUUGUAACGUGUCACACUUCAAAGCUGCAGGUGAGCUUGUUAUCAAAAUUUCUUCUUAUAGCAAAAUCCUGCUAUGAACAAAGAAAUUUUGCCACUGCGAUGCAAAUCUUAGCAGGCUUGGAAAAUCUUAUUGUUCGACAGUUACCAGCAUGGAAAAUUUUACCUGCAAAAGUAGCUGAAAUAAUGGAAGAACUCAAGGCUGUUGAGGUGUUUUUAAAAAGUGACAGCUUAUGUUUGAUGGAAGGAGAAAGGUUCAAAACACAUCCAACAAUUCCAUCAGCCCAUGUUUUGGCUAUGCAUGUCCAACAGCUUGAAACUGGAGGAUUCACGAUGACAAAUGGAGCUCACAAGUGGACUAAACUUAGAAAUAUUGCAAAAGUUGUGAGCCAAGUUCAUGCAUUUCAAGAGAAUCCCUAUACAUUUACACCAGAUUUCAAGCUGCAGUCUUACCUCAGACAAAGAAUAACUCGUUUUAAAGAUGCAGACAUUUCUGCCUUGGCAGCUGACAACUGUGCCAACUUCCAUCAGAUACCAGCAGAAAAGCAUUCUCGAAAAAUUCAAGACACACUGCGCAGGAUGAAGGCAACAUUUCAGUAAUUAUUUGCAUUUUAUCUGUUCUAUGCCAAGUGUAAAACUGCAUUAAGUUGACUACAUCUCCUGGACCAAUUCCCAAGCAAAUAGUUAAGUGAAGUGAAUUUCAACAUACUAUCUCAAGUUGAAAUGGAUAUAUUUCUUAACAUGGAAUUGUAAAACACUGUCUAAUGAGAUUGGAUUUCCUGGAUGACUUAUCAAAAGGAUUAAAAUAAAGAGAAAAGUAAAGAGAGGAUAUAGAUGAAAAGGAUAACUCAUUCUGUCACUGUUCUUUAUCAGAAAAAUAAUUAGUCCACAAACAAAUGUGGAAGAAAUACUGUGGAAAGAACUUAAAAUCACGGUUGCUGUUGCAAAGUUGGCCUAGGAGAGUUCAGAGUGUAGUUCAUUAGAUGUUGAAUAUAUUUUUAUAAAAACAUAGUGCAUUUGUACCCUGUCACAGUGUGCAUAUAAUUCAGGGGCACAAGUCCUCUGCUAUCCUCUAACUGUUGGUGGUUUUUUCUGUUAUGGCGUGUUUCAUGAAAACUAUACUUGAUUUAAAUAAUUGGCCAUCUUUUUCUUCAAACAUACUAAAGAAGGAGAGGAAUGCCAUGCUGAAACAUUUUGGUUUGCUUUUAAUGCCAUUGAAUUAACCUGUUUCCAAAUAAAAGUAAGACCUGAAUCUAAAUAUUACCACUUUGUUGCUCUGGUUCUGCCUUCAUGGCAGAUGUGAAAUUGUUUGUUUCUGUCUGUACUUGGUGCAAGAGUCACUUUGCUGAUUUGUGUACGUAUGUGCACACAUUUGAUUAUAGCUUUUGCUCCUGACAUUACUUUACUAGACUGUAGUGCUCCAACAGCACUAAAUAAAGAUAACUGUGUGUGAAAUUUGGAUCUGCAUCUUGUGAAACUUUGGUGCUAACAUAUUUAUAGAGCUUAUGCUUACAAGGCCAUCUAAAUGCCAAUGAAAUUGGACGAUAUUGCUAGAAAGUUUGUUGAGCUACCAAGGUUUAUGCAAGGCCAAGACUUUAAGCCUACAAGUUGCUUACAAAUACAAGUAUUUCUAUCAGAGUGAAGACUAGUAGUACUCAAAGAGAGAUAGGGAAGGGCAAGAAACAGCUAAAAUAAGCUCUAUCCUGAAGGUAGUUUCUUAGAAAAAUGAAGAAAAAAGAUAUUUUGGAAAGAGCAAUGUGAACUAACUGCACUGGAAUAUUUUUUUGAGGGGAAAGAUAAUGAAAUAAGAAAUGGGAAUGUGCACAUCUUUAGUGUUUUGCAAACUGUAGUAUUGCGUUUGACAGAAAUGCAUGUGCGCGUUAAAUUGUAGCUUGUUCAAUGUUGAAGAGGAAAGCUUCUCCUUUUCUCUUAUCAAUAAUGGCAAUAUAUAUGAACACAAGCCUUUUGCUUCUGCUCUUUCUCAGUCAAACACAAUUUGUGCCAGUUCUUUCCAUUAAAUACCUCAGUAACUUAUUCAUGCUAAUAUAUUAACACCAGACUAACUUUUGUGCUGUCUUACUAGUUUAAACAAUUGUAGAACUCAGUCCUCAGCAGGAUUUUCUUGCAUUUGUUCUACUUUUAAGAUGAAUUAUUUUGAUACAUAUAUGUAAGUUUAUCUUGUCAUUAAUUGUAGUAUCCUGACUUACCCCUAGGAAGUAGAAUGUGUUGUUAUUUUAAUAAUAUUUCUCUAAAAUUCUUAACUGUAAAAACACUUAAUGAUUACCUCCUAUCUUUGUGUAAUACAGUGAUGCAAGAAUGUCAAUGAUAACGCUAUCAUCAGGCAUAAAUUUCACAUAAUAUUUGAUCUAUAUGCAUUUAUUCUAAUUUUUUUAUUUUUAAUUAUUUGCUUUGCUUUCUCAAAUGAAAGUUUACCACUCACUUAAAGCCACGCCUUGCCUUUGAAAGACAGUAAAAUUUAAAGUAGCAUAAUCUUAACUAAUGCAAAGAACUCCACAAAACUUUCUAAUCACAUGGUUUUAGUAAAUGCAUUGGAUACAGUUGUCAGUCAGACUGUUGAAAUUGCUUUUCUGGUUUUACUUAGCAUUUACAUUUUGCACCCAUGAUAUUUAGCUCAUAUAUUUGUUACAGUUUUGAUCAGGAUUUAAAACAAUUACUACAUCUAGAAAAUAUUAUGUUUCUUCUAUGACAAUAACUGGUGCUAUUCAAGCAUUUAAAAAUCAUUUCUUACCUUCUGUGUAAUGCUUCAGUGUAUCAGACUUGGUAUUGCUGUAAAUGCAUAUGAUUGCAUUAUGGUACUACUUUGGGGUGUUCUCAUCAAUCAGAUAUUUAAGAUUUUCUAUUUAGAUACCACCCCACAAUAAAAAAUAAUGUAAAUAGCUAUUGAAAAAAUUGCACUUUUACAAGAAAACUGGUCUGCUUUUGUCCAUGAACACUGAUGUAUGCACCUCUUAUGACACAGAUUUCUGAAUAAAGUUAUGUCUAGCAUCUAA